AUGAAUACUGAUCCCGAGACUAUUGGUAUAACGUUUACUGAUAGCGAGGAACGGCUCAUGGAAGAUGUCCAAAUGCGGAAUCUAAAGACAUAUCUGGCACCUGUAUCUGAUAGCUCCUCCUCGAGUGCUAUCGUGGUUUCCAACCAAAUCGAUAUUACCCAUGAGACUCAACGCAGUCAAGACAUCAAACAGCCUGUCCCAAAAGCACCUGAUUCAUGGUAA
This is a messenger RNA of Penicillium paradoxum, 222 nucleotides long. RefSeq lists its product as uncharacterized. The record is from RefSeq and is a predicted model, not a curated record. Bases 1 to 222 code for a protein of 73 amino acids. The transcript has a single exon. Lineage: Eukaryota; Fungi; Ascomycota; Eurotiomycetes; Eurotiales; Aspergillaceae.